UCGUGUCGCUUGUCCCAGUGGAGAGCGCGGUGCGAGCGGCAGCGGGUAGCGCGGCUGGGGAAGGAGGCCCCUGGAGAUGCGGCAGCCUCCCCGGGUGCCGAGGGUCACAGCCUUUUCCAUGGUGUUAAAUUACCUGUACUUAAUUAAUAGCAUGGGUGUGUGUGUAAGCUUUACAGUGAAGGGUACCACUAGUUCCAUUUUCACUUUUUUCUGUUUUCCUUCUUAAUUUCCCUCGUGUGGUUGAGUGGCGUUGGACUGACCGUUUUUGCUGUUUGUUUCUACUCAUGAAUGGGUGCUUAGUCGUGGGUGCUAAAAAUCAGGUGGUGAGCAUAAAUAAAACUCGGGAUACAAAAACUUCAGCUUGUGCUGUUUUCGGAAAUAGUCUGCAUUCAGGAUUGUGGCACAGUUUUCUCAAUGCAAAUUUCAAAGCUGUUCAGGAAACUGGUGCGUUUUACCAAGGAAGUUAUCAGGUUCACAGAAGUUUGUGUGAUGAAUAUCUGUCAGAGAGAAACUCCCUGAAACCGCCAGCUGAACGCAGUAAAGCACUCUGCUUAAAUCGGGUGGUGCGGGUAUUCAUUUUUUCCUGGUGUGACUUCAGCAGUUUUGACUGUGAUACAGUUGGUCUUCUCCUAAACUGGUGCUCUAAUGAAGGUGCCCAAACCAAUCAUCUUGGAUGUUUUUUGUUGACAGUUGGACAAUUGAAGUGAACUCUGGUUUUGUGUGUUGUUGUGGUGUAUGUUUCACCUUCAGCUUAAUGAGUUUUUCUACUGCUGCUUUCAAAAGUUCUAGCAACUUAAGAAAAUGAUUAUGUGAUGAGUCCUUUUCCUCUGACUUGUUCAGUUUUAUUGGGCAUCACCUAUUCUGUGAAGAGAGGCUGUUGACUUUUUGUGGGCUAUUCCAUUUACUGUCUGGGUUUUUAAAUACUGCUGGUAAGGAUGAUGGAUUGCGAGUGGUGGGUGUGAGGACCCAGUCAUUACCUGGCAUGGGGCUUCCUGAGAAGUUUGAUAGUGUGUGUGCAUAGUUGUAGCUUAUUAGUGGUCCAAUGGUAAGACUGCUCAUUGCAAUGGGAGAAUUGAACUCUUUAUGAGGGAGAAGGGAAGGUCUCUAAAUGCAGUAGCCUGUUGAGUAUAUUUAGGAGCUAGAAAAAGGUGAAUUAAUUGUUAAAAGGACAGCAGAGCUCAUGGAAGCUGCUGAGAACUGGCAGAAGAGGAAGAGCAGGUCAUGAGUCAGACAAAAGGAGCCUUCAGACAUACAUUGAAUUAACUUUGUGUAAAAAAUAACAAUAUGAAAUAGGUCAGGUGAUAGAUAUUCUGUGAGAAGAUCUGGUGCAUCACAGUUCCUCUCAAGGAAGUGUCUGCACAGGAAAGGGGUCACAGAUACACAAAGGCAGAAAUUUUCUGUAACUUUCUGUGCUUGGUUCAAGGAGUUAAGAGAAACCAAGACUUUUCAGAGUUGUUGUACUCAGGUGUUGCUAUCUGAGUAGGUUAAACCUCCACCGAGGCCUGCACAGACAAUAACAGAAAUAAAAGCCAUGAAAGCAUUGCAGAGGAAAUAAUUUUUGGUGUGAAGUGCAGGUUCUUUAUGAACAAGAUGAAAGUUGUUAGUGGUUUGUUUCAUUAGAUGAUGGGAUAGCUUUGAUAUUGGGUAACUUGUUACUGUACAGUUCUGUGGAUAUUUGAAAAUGAGGUGGUAGAUGAAGCUACAUGUAACUGUGUUACCCCGUUUCUUUCUAGCGAUGCUACAGCAAUACCUGUAUUAGCUUGCUGACAAAGGUAAGACUCAGGUGAGAACAGCAUGAAUCUCCUUUAGCACUAGUGCAGACUCGGGCUUCACAGCAUUUUGAAUGCAUCUAUGUCCAGAUUCAUCCUGUGAGGAAAAAGGUUUUAAGCUAAAGUAUUGGGAAGCAGGAACAAACAGACACAAUACCCCUGAAGAAUCUAGCAGGCAGAAGAGUAGCAACAGAUAAAGAAGAAGAAAUAAUGCUGAAGGGACCUCAUCAACUGGAAAUCUGGUCUGUUUUCUGUAACAAGUGUUAAGAAUGGCAAAGAUUUUUAAGCUGUCGUCCCUUUGUGAUACAUGCAUCAUGAACGAAUCUGCCUCUAGUGGAAAUGGUCAAGAGUUUGAUGUAUUUAGUGCUAUGGACUGGAAGGAUGGCAUAGGUACUUUGCCAGGAAGUGACCUAAAGUUUAGAGUGAAUGAAUUUGGGGCCCUGGAAGUGAUUACAGAUGAAACUGAGAUGGAAAGUGUUAAAAAGGCAACUGCUACCACUACCUGGAUGGUUCCAACUGCUCAAGAAGCCUUUUCAGAAAAGACAGGGUUCCCCGCAAGGUUGAAGGAAACUGCAAAAAUGGAUGGACUUGUUUUCUGUGAAAACUGUUACCACUAUGGUACCAUAGAAGAAUUUGUUUCCGAAGGAAAGUUUUGCAGCCAGAAAUGUGCCCAGCAAGUAAAAAACAAAGAACCAAAGGAGGAAAAGCGCAGUGUGGAAUGCAAUGGGGAAGAUGAUUCCAAAGGCAUUCGGAAAAGAAAAGCAAAGUUACCUCUCAGAGAAGAGUCCAGGGAUAAUGGGGAGAAGAAAGAGAAUCCUGAUGAAACUGAAGACAAACCUGAAGGAAGGAUCUUGAGAGUCUCACAGAGAGCCAGGAGAAAAAGAAAAGGGGAAAUAACAGUUUUGAAGCAAACUAUAUCCUCUAAAGGAAGGCAAGCAUGGUGUUGGGCAUCCUAUCUGGAGGAAGAAAAAGCUAUUGCAGUACCUACUAAGCUUUUUAAAGAGUAUCAGUCUUUCCCAUACAACAAAAAUGGAUUUAAAGUAGGGAUGAAGCUGGAGGGUGUGGAUCCUGAGCACCAGUCGAUAUACUGUGUUCUCACAGUGGCUGAGGUUUGUGGCUACAGAAUACGGCUCCAUUUUGAUGGAUACCCAGAUUGUUAUGAUUUCUGGGUGAACGCUGAUUCUUCAGACAUUCAUCCUGUUGGAUGGUGUGAGAAAACAGGUCACAAGCUUCAUCCACCGAAAGGAUAUAAGGAAGAAGAAUUCAGCUGGCCCUCAUACCUAAAGGCAUGCAAAGCUCAAGCUGCUCCUAAAUCACUGUUUGAAAACCAGAAUGCAACAGUGAUUCCGUCGGGAUUUCGAGUGGGGAUGAAGCUGGAAGCCGUAGACAAGAAGAACCCGACUUUCAUUUGUGUUGCUACGGUAACAGACAUGGUGGACAAUCGUUUUCUGGUUCAUUUUGACAACUGGGAUGAGAGUUAUGACUACUGGUGUGAGGCAGCUAGCCCACAUAUUCAUCCUGUUGGAUGGUGUAAAGAGCAUAAAAGAACUCUCAUCACCCCGCCAGAUUAUCCACAUGCUAAGCAUUUCUCUUGGGAGAAGUAUUUGGAAGAAACCAGUUCAUUACCUGCACCUGCAAGGGCUUUUAAAGUGAAACCUUCUCAUGGCUUUCAGAAAAACAUGAAACUUGAAGUGGUUGACAAGAGAAAUCCAGUAUUUAUCAGAGUAGCAACCAUUGUAGAUACUGAUGACUAUAGAAUAAAAGUCCAUUUUGAUGGCUGGGAUAGCAUAUAUGAUUAUUGGACUGAUGUAGAUAGCCCUGACAUCCAUCCUGCAGGCUGGUGUACAAAAACUGGACACCCUCUUCAGCCCCCGCUUACUCCCUUGGAAUUGGUGGAAGCUUUAGAGCAUGGAGGGUGUCCCAUAACAGGAUGUAAAGGAGUUGGACACAUUAAAAGGGCAAGACAUAUUGGCCAUCAUAGUGCAGUCAGCUGCCCGUAUUCAGAGAUGAACUUGAACAAAGAAAGCCUCUUACCUGAUCGGUUGAGCGGGGAGAUGCCUGCAGCCAGUCCUGUCCCCAGAAACAGAAAAGUGGAAGCAAGUGAAAGAUCCACUUCUCCUGUAAUCAAUGAUAGAAAAUGCCCCAGCCCUGGUCACAUAGGUUUGAAAUCUUCAGCUCACAAUCGAUCAUCUGGGAAAACCAUGCCAGAAACAACUAAGCAGGAAGAAGCAGAAAGUAAAUCUCCUUGCAAGAAGUCCCUACUAUGUGAUGUGAAAGAAAAGAAGGCACCUGGUGGAGUACUACAAAUGAAGGACUCCAUAAAGAACAAAGAAUGUGAAGAGGAGGAGACAGAAAAUAAGCUGCUCAUUUCAAAUGAAAUUAAAGAUGUUGAAGAGCCCAGCACACAGAGGCUUCUUUCUCAACCAGUUAUUGUGUCUUCCAAGUUGCAAAUCCCCGGGCUACCUUUGCGCUGGGAACAGCAGAGCAAACUCCUUCCAAGUGUAGCUGGAAUCCCAGCCAGUAAAGUUUCUAAGUGGAGUACAGAUGAGGUCUCUGAAUUUAUACGGAGUUUACCGGGAUGUGAAGAACAUGGGAAGGUGUUCAAAGAUGAGCAAAUUGAUGGAGAAGCGUUUCUGCUAAUGACCCAAUCAGACAUAGUCAAAAUAAUGAGCAUUAAACUGGGACCAGCCCUAAAAAUCUUUAAUUCCAUUCUGAUGUUCAAAGCUGCAGAGAAAAACUCACACAAUGAACUUUGAAGAGAAUGGAAAUGUGUACGGAGUCAGCUUUCUCCACUGGAGUUCAUGUUUUAUUCAAAGCACAAAGACUUGCUAGAACUAUUGACUAAGGACUCUCAGAAAGGAAGAAACAUAUGUUCAGCACUGGUGAACUGUUUAUAUUCUCCUGGAGCCAGUAAACAUUUGAAUCCUUCUGGGAACUGUUCAAGCUUUUGAGAAGGUACUGUUUAACAACCGAGUCAGCUAGUCUUAUUUACCAAACUGAUGGCGCUAGUUCUCCAAUGAUGGUUAGGAUCCCUAAGUUUCUCUGGACAUCAAGAAAACCUUCAUGAAUUAUUUAUGCUGUAUUAUAUAAGGGAAUGUUAAUAUUUUAUAAGAAUUCUUAAAUUUACUUCAUGUACCCAUUUACUUUUCAGAAGCUUUUACUUCAUACUAUAAAACAAAACCUGAAUAGCCAAAAGUUAGGCUACAGGUAGCCAGAUGAGACUGUUAUGGCUAAUACCUAUGUGCCAUAAUUUAAAAAUGAAACACAAUGUUACAUAUGUGACACUUUAUGCUACAGCAUAUAACUUUACAGAUUAUAAAAAUGUCCGUUUGCUUGUAACAAAACAAACCUUGUUGAGGUUGAAAUUAUAAUACUUUUUUGAUAACUGAAUGUUUUUACUUUUGCACGAUUACAAAAAUGUUAUGUGAGUUUUUCCACCAGCAUCUUUAAUGUAUUUUACCAAAAUAUCAGUAUAGAGAAGGCUGCAACUGAAAAAUAAACUUUGACUUCAUAGAAGACUUUUUGUUAAUGCUGCACAAUAGAGUCCCAGCCUUUCACAUGGAAACUUACUACAGUCCUUUAGCACAUCAAGGAAAAUACAUGUAUAUUGAGGUAAGGACAUUAGCAAAAAAGAAGGUAGAAUCAUUCAUGUAUGCAUGUGCCAGUCUCCAGUGUAGUUACCACAACAGUGGAGAAAACCAGGGUGCCAAAGGUAGGAUGGCUACUCUGGCUUCAUAUUCAACAUAAGUUUGUUUUCCCAAUGGUGAAGAACUAUUUCACCCACUACUUCCUAGUUGGAAAGUCUGAUUAUAAACAAAUAAGGCAUAGGGGGAAACAUAAAGCGUGGAGGAAAAGGAUACUUAAACGCAUAUGGUGCAUCAGCACAUUCUAGGUGUAAAAUGCAUGCAUUUUACUGGGUCAUUAGCAGGCUGCAAAUGCUGUCAGCAAGUACUUAGGUGAGGCAACCUUCCUUCUUGGAGGAUUAUUGUAACGAUUUGUCAGGGAAAGUUGUUGCACUUGGUAUAUAUAAGAUGUAAACCAGAUGCACUUUAAAUGGGAGAAAGCCUAGCUAUGUGUAUACUGAAGACUGUUCCAGAAUACUACUUUUGCAAGAAAGAGAAGAGUUGGAUCAGGAUUUUUGGCAGCCCUCUUAGUGCUGUGGUGGGCAGUUGCUCAGCCUUUAGAGCUGAGAACAAACAGCAUUUCCGUUGCACAGAGCUGGGAGAAUUUUGCAUCUUCCCACAGAUUUUGCCUGGCUGUUCUUUGGCUGGAGUUCCUUAAGAUUUCAAGAACACUCUGUGCCCUUUCCAGAUCAUGUAAGUGAUUGGUACCUGCCAUAAUAGGAGGUAAAACAGGGUCAGUAUGAAGUAAGUUGCAUUGCUCUGUUAAUUUCCUUCCAUAGCAUUGCAUAAUGUUUUUUACAUUUUGUUCAAUAUUUGUACAUUCAAAUUGCACUCUUAUUGUACUACAUUACAAAUAAAACCUGAACUGGAGCUGUCU
Messenger RNA from Pezoporus flaviventris, 6269 nucleotides. RefSeq names its product L3MBTL histone methyl-lysine binding protein 3 (gene L3MBTL3). Gene Ontology annotation, biological process: regulation of DNA-templated transcription. The coding region runs from base 2039 to 4525 and encodes 828 amino acids. The record is from RefSeq and is a predicted model, not a curated record. The transcript has 22 exons. Gene Ontology annotation, molecular function: protein binding; zinc ion binding. Lineage: Eukaryota; Metazoa; Chordata; Aves; Psittaciformes; Psittacidae. Gene Ontology annotation, cellular component: nucleus.